AUGACGUCAUCACUGUUAAUUCCGUUCCUGGUGCUGGCCGUCGUCGCCGCCAAGGCCGUGGAGGCGUUGAAGUGAGUUUCUCUUUCUCUUAAAAAUUGAUAUUGGUUUGAAUGUCUCUGAGAAGCUUUAGAAAGUCAGCUUGAGAAAGACUUGCGCGAAAUAGAACCUUAAAAUUGAACUUUUUAUCGGGUGAUUUUUAGGCUUUUUCAUCGUUUUUUUGUGUCGAAAUAUUCCUGUUUUUUUCAUCUCUUUAAUUAAGACCGUGAUCUUCUAUUUACAAAAAAAGAAAAAGUUCAUUAUUUUUCAAAAAUUCGGUGAAAUUUUUUUAGGAUUUUUUUUGUGAAUGCCGUAUUUUUUUAAGUUCAAAUAUCGAUUUUUUUCUACGUUCCACCGUAAUUUUAAGCUAGAUAAAAAAAUACGUAAGUAUAGUGAGAUUUAUGAAAGAAAAAAAGUCAAAUAAGAAGUUUUUCAACUUCAGGGGCGCUUAUUUUGCAAGAAAAGAGGGAAAAAAGACGGUUUUUUUUUUCAUUUUUGAAAGAUAGGUCUUACUAUCCUAUCGCGAAUUGGGAAUGUUAAAAAAUGGAGUUUAUACGUUUUUUUAAAAAAACUGUUUAUUGCAUCUUCAAUGUAAGAGUACAUGUGCAAUCGACUUUCAUUGAUUUCAACUGUGUUUAAACGGCGGCAGGAGCUGUGGCUUAGGCAGAGAAGUUGUGAAUUUCGCUCGUAGAACAUCAGGUACAAGAGAGGUCGUAGGAAGAAGUACGGUGCCGGCUUUCCAAAGGCCGAUGGCAGAGAUUGAGCCUUUUUGCUGCAUGCAGCUCCCAUACGUUUUACUGAUUAUUUAAUCUCUCAGGAAGCUUUCGCACUGUUUGGCGUUUUUCUAGAACAUUCAGACGCUUUUUUAUAGACUUAUUCAUUCAAAAAUGGUUGAUCAGCUCUCCUCGGUUUCCCCUCGACUUGAGUCAAAGAAGUAGAGAAGCUUUUUAGGCUCAAGUUUUUAUACAAAAGCUGACCAAUCAGCGCCUUUCACACCAGCCCAACAAAACAAAGUACCGGAAAUGGGCGCACAUGAUGAGCCAUAAUAAGUGAGAUGGAAGCUCUCAAGACGACAGGAAGACAAAUUCUAAACAAUCGUCUGUUUACGAGGAGCUUCGCGGGGGCAAAAAGGCUGACUCAAGGCGCGGAACAAUGCUUCUUGAUUGGCUCGCGGAGCAUACCGCGAGCAAAAAAAAGCCGAUUUUCCAGUUGAGAUAUGAGCUUUUGGAUUCGUGGAAAGGUGUAGGCUGUACACAUUUUGUUAGGACCGAAAAAAAAAUUUUUCGGCCCUGAAUUUAGGUUUUUGAGUAGGAUAAGCUUAAAAUCAUCAAAAUUAGUGUGAGAGGGCUUCAAAAUAAUAAAAUUUUUGUCGAAAAAACGAUUUUUUUAGUUUCAAUAUGAUCAUAUGAAAUUGUAGAAAGGUGUAUUUUGGGUUAGUUUCCAAAAAGAAAAAAGAACGACAUUUUUUUGCCUGUAAUUCCGGGUUUUAAGUCUUAUGUGAGAGAUUUUAAUCCAAGAAUUUAGUACCACAGCGCAAUUCAAGUCUUAAAAACCUUUUUUCAGAUUCGAGCGUUUCGAUUUAUUCAAAAAUCAAACACCUGUCCUGCAAAAAAAUACGACUUUUCCCGUUUCAAUUUCAAAACUAUAAGCAUGCAUUUUCAGCUUCGAAAUCGAAUUUUUCUACUUCUGAUAUUCUUUGAUGCGUCGAAAGAUGUGAGUAUCUAGAUAAUUGAUAAGGCUGAAAGAAAUGCAUAUAAUUCUGCCCAGUUUCAUGAAAUUAACGCCAGAGAAAAGAAUUCGAAUAAAUUUCAAAAAGGACAAUUUCCAAGACUAGAGAAAGUCAUAAAGUAAAUUGGAAUUUCAAGAAAAGAAAAAAAUGAGCCCGGAAAUUGAAACCUAACGAUUUCAAUAUAAUGGCAGGAGAGAUUCAUGGACAAAUUUUAGGUCUUUUUUUAACAAAUUUAUUAGAUUUUUAAAAGAAUUUCCUCCCAGAUCACAUAAUUAUCUCACAAAUGAUUUCGAAGUGGUUGGAAAUUUUUUUAAAUUUUAUUUUCUUGACUUCCCUCUUUUCAAUUUGUCUUUCGAUUUUUUCAUUAGAAAUUUUGGCUUUCAAAAAAAUAAUUUCUUAUGGCUUCCGUGAGAUUACAGUUUUUCCACGUUAUAAAAAAUUAUCAAAAGAUUUGUUUUACAUAGAUCAAAAUAAGCUUUUUUUAAUGUAAUUUAAAAAGUUUAAAAAAAUUUUUUUCUCAACACCCUCAAUUUUUUUGUUUUUUUCAACCAGUCGUGAGAAAUAUCAGCAUUUUUUUGUUGUAAUUAGUUUUUUUUUCUGUUUUUUUCGUUUUUCUUCGAAUUUUUUUCAGCUGCUAGCAAAGUAAAAAAAUACGGAAAGAAUUAAGGCAGUGGUGUUUGAAGGAGCAUAAGAAAAUUUUAUAAGGGUAUCGAGGCGAAAAGCAGUUUUCAGUGAUUUCCCGAAACUUCUGCGCUUUUCAAAACUACAGAAAAGAUAUUUGAACCGCCUGAAAAAUUGUUCAACUUAACUUCAUUAAAUAAUUUGUAAAAAGACAAUUGCCCAUGAAGCUAUCUAGUAUUUUGUUGGUGUGUGUGUGUGUGUGUCAGCGUUGAAGGAGGAGGAGAAGAAAGAAAAGUUGAUGUGAAAUUAGAAUCCGCAAAUGGAUUCCUCUUGGAGGGAGUGUGAGUGGCUCCUCUCAUUCAACGGACAACUGAAAGCUCGUAACUCGAAACGAUUGUCAAGAUUUUCCGUGACGAUAACGUAAGGCUGGACGUUAUUAAUUUUCCCUAUCAAAAUACAGAAAUAUUCGAGCAAUUUUUAAUAGAAAAAGUCCUAGGCACUUCUGGACACCGUUUGCAGGAAAAUCGUUAUCAAAAUCACCUGAAUGUCAUUAAAUAACAUUAUAAGACUAGACUGUCCAAAAAAUCAACCAAAGCAAAUUUAACAAAAUUUUUCGUUUUUUUAUUUCCAGUAUUAUUUUAAAGUUUGCAAGAACUAUAAACCUUCAAACAUCCUGGCUGAGGAAUUUCAAUGAAUAAUGCAAAAAUACAAUAGUUAAUGGCGUGUUCAUCGAAGAAACGAAACAUGCUUCAAAACGAAAAAUCGUGUUCGAAAAAUCGGCGCGCCAAAGUUGCUCCAAAACAGUACUAAUUUUUGUUUUUGGAGCAAUUUGUUUGCGUUUCGAAGCAAUUUUCGUUUUGUCCGAUGAACACGCCAUAAAAAAAAAAAAUGAGAAAUAACUGUUUCGACAACAGUUGCGCGCCAUUGACGUACUGGAAUGCCGUUAUAAUAUUAUUUUUAAAAAGAACAUCAAAAAUUUUCUUUAUAUCUCGCUUUUCGUUUUUUUAAAGUUUUAUACAGUUUGCUGGCGUUUUUCAAAGGCAAAGAAGUUGAAAUUGGCUUGAAUUACUACAACAUUCGUCACACAAUAUUAAUGACUGGUCGCUUUUUUUGAAACCUCAGCAAACUAUUGAAAAAGCUUUGAGACACGUUUCUGAGUAUAUUUAUUCAAAAAUCUUAUUUUUAUCACUAUGAUGUUCUCUUUUCUGUUGUCUUAGGAGGAGAACAGACUUCAAAUUUGAUCUCGUUAAAUUGAUUUUUCAUUAAAAAUUUUUAUAAAAUAUGAAAUUCUGCUAUAGGUCAUUCCGCGUCAGCUUUUCACGAUUUCCAGUUGCUUCGGUGCUACAGUAGCCCUUUCGGCGCUUCCCUUCGACGCCUUUAAUAAAAACUCUUUUUUUCCGUACUUUAGAAUUUUCUCAUUCUACAAAAAAAGUUGUAACAUAAAAUUUUAUAUCAAACUAAGCCAAAAUUUAUAUGCAAAAAAAGCUCAAACAGUCGGUUUUUUUAAUAACAAUCAAAAAGUAGUAAUUUAAUUUUUCUGAUUUUUUUUUUCUCACAAAUUCAGCAUGAAAUCUGAGUGUGUAUAGUUACAGCGAAUAUACUUCUUCACUGGCAUCGAUCAUCAUUUUUAUUUCUAUUUUACCUUUGAAGCGUAUUUUCUCCUAUUUCAUUUAAAAUAAACGCAUGAAUAUGAGGCGUAUUAAAACCUCAUGCCGUUUUCGAAGUAAUUUGCGCGAAAUCAAAAUUUAUAUUUGACCCUCCAAAAUUAGGGUAUUUUUUCAAUCUUGGACGGCUAUUUCGAAGUUCGCGGAAUCACCUUGAACCCGACAUGAGCCUUAAAAAACGCAAAGUUGCUUCGUUUCUUGUACAUACAAGCCUCGGAAAAACCUUUGUUCAUUUCAAAUCCCCGCGGGGCCACUAACCAAAUUUCCUCGCACAAGAUUCGAAAGAGAAGCCAAGGUGCGCUCAUUCAGCGUUUCUUCACAAGAAAAAAGAGGAAAGGAACUGAAAAUCUUUUUCGGGAUUUCAGAUGUUUCUCGUGUGCCUCUUACGAAUAUCGGAUGCUUUUCGAGAGGGACGACGUCCUGUCGAGGAAAGUUAGGUCGGUUUAAAGAAACAUGAUUUUGAGGUUUUUGAAACAAAAAACGUUCAAAUUUCAUUAUUUUAACUUGAAAUUUGAUAAAUAUCUACGCUUCAACGAGCUUUCCACCUUUCUUGUACAUUUUAUUCGGGUUUGCCUGUAAGUAAAAUAAAAACUUUUCUAAUGUCUAAAAGCUUCUUCGACAAAAAAAAGAACCUUGGCAGGUUGAGGUUUUCAAAACCCUCGUCGGGUAUUUCGAAAUCAAUCAAAUAAUUUUUUUGUUGUUUUAGUCAGAUAUAAUCGAUUAGACGUUGAACAAGGGCUUUUGAAGCUAUUACGUUGGCGAACUAGAAGUCCAGACGUGUAGUUGAUCAAGUAGAAAGCAGGGUCAUACGGUCCUCCUUGUUCUUCUGCCUAUAGUGAUCCGAAUGCGCCUAGACGAGCUCAGAGUAUAGCAUAAUUUGUAGUCGGAACCCAGAGACCGUGCUCUAGGUGGAAGUCUCGAAGUCUCAAUUCGAGUGAAGACUUUACACAAAUUUUCAAAAGUAUUCAGACCAAUUUUCAGCGUUUUCCUAACCACAAAAGGAAAUCACUUCCCUGAUCAGAAAAGUUUAGGAAGCUCGAGUUUUCCUCUUCUUCUCGGCUGCUUUGAAUAAACUUUACAAAAAUAAUAAAUUGAAGAGUGCCGAAAUUCGACCGUCUCUGCGACAUGGAAGACAUGGUCCAAGGAUUUGCGCCAGUCGACGUUUGCCAUUCGACUUGCGUCACUAUUUUUGAGCCUCAGUACUUCGGAGGUGAUUUUUGAUCAAUUUGUUUGUUAGAAGUUGGAAGAUUUGAGUUUAUUCCAGGGUUUCAAUCCUCGUAAAGUUUUCCAAUAAAUUAUUUCAUAAGAAUUUCGAGCUUUUUCAGGUCUCCAAUCUUCACAAAGUUUCUCAACAGUUGUUUAAAGUUCUAAAAGUUGAAUUUUUCUCAGUAUUUUAAUUAUUACAAAGUUUUUUGACAAUUUCAUCAUAGAAAUUGAAAAUUUGAACUUUUUCCAGGACUUCAAUCCCUACAACGACCUUACUUGUACAUUCGAGGCUGUGCCGAUCAUAUUUUUCUCAGCCAUGGAUUCGAGGCCGAUUGAGGUAUAAUGAAAAAAAUCUGAUUUUUGAUUAUUUUUUUGAAAAAAAUUAGGAAAUCAAACCGGUUUUUUUAAAAAUUUGUGAGAAUGCGACCUGGAGAAAAACUUGGAAUAAAAAAAUAAAGUUUCGAAAUUCGGGAUCUUUUUUUGAAUAUCAGUCUUACAGCUUUUUAUUCGAAGUUUCGAAAGUGCAUCAAAAUAUGAUAUACUAUAGACCAUUUUGAGCUUAAUUCUAUCAAAUCUCGCUUGUUUAAUUAUUUUUAAAAAAGCUCUCAUUUCUGUUUCCUUCCCAAAUUUUAAUAUUAUCGCGUUUUUCUUCGUUAUUAUAUGAUUUUACGCUGAACGGUUGUAUGGAGUUUUAUCUUUAAUUUUUGUUUUCAAUUCUUUGAAUUCUUUCAAAGAGUUUUCUACAUGGUUAUCAGAAGAAAUUUGAAGCUUUCACUAAAUUUUUUUCAGAAAUUUUCAUUUAUAAAAACGUAAAUUUUCUGUUUUUGAAUAUUUUUCUCCUCGGUUAUCAGAAAGGUUUAAAUAUUUUUAUUGAACUUUUUAUAUCAGUUUUCAAAAAAAGAUUUUUUUGCUUAUUUUUUUAGAAUCAUAUUCAAAUUCUACUGCAGGUGGAAUUUUUGCAUCGGUCGCCAAUUUGUGUCCGAUUGCAGCUGUCGCAAAUCUACCCACAAGUUCAGGCCAACGAAAUUGUUCAGGUCUGGGAAAUCAAGAAAAAAAAUGGGACAAGUUUCUGGAAAAUCUGUAAAAAUAUGGACUUCUUGUUGAUUUUGAAAAAAAUUUAUAGUUCAAUUUCUUUCUUCGAAUAUUUUCCGACAAGAAUCAGUCGAUAAUUAUUCAAAAAUUUCUCGAAUUUUGCAGUUUCAAUGGCGGUUUCGAAACAAAAAAAUGUUAAAAAAAGAAUUUUUCAAAACAAAGUCUUCAAAAGAAAUCUUUCAAAGACUUGAAAUUUGUGUCAGAUUUGUCAAAUAUGAAAGUUUGAACGUUUUUUUCUGUUUUUUUAGUCAAAUCAAAAUUUUUUUAUUUCUCACAUACAAGUACUAAAUUUCCCGAAAUAGAUGUAGGGAGAAUUUUUCAGUUUUUCAACUAAAAAAAGAAACCGUUUGCUGGUACCUUUGAAGGAUAAGCGACGAAAAAUGAUCUUGAAUUAACAAUAUUGGCAAUUUUUCCCUUGUACUCUUGUACUAAAAAAAAUUUUCUUGGGCGUUUUUAGACUCAAAACCAUUCAAAAAUUGAAGUUUCAGGCUGAAUUUUUUUGAAUCUUGCUAACAUAUUUUUUUUACUUUUCAAGAAUUUAUAUUUUUUUAAAAUACAAUCUGGUUUUUGAAUUCGACUCUUCAAAAUAUAUUUUUUUCCAGGUUUGUUCCUGCGCCACGGACGGCUGUAACUUUAGCUCAACCAACGAUUCGACAUCCCAAAUCUUUAAUUUUUUUCUUCUUUUUUUGUUGUUUUCCCUACUUUCGUUCCUUUUCUUGUUAUAGUUUUUUUCGUUUCUUUAUCUAUUUUAAAUCUUUUUUUCUAUCAACGAAAAAAAUCUUUCUCCCUGUGCUAAAUUGCCUUAAAAAUCCCGUAUUCCGAAGAAACUAUCUCACAAAGUUGCGAGUUUUCAUUGGUUUUUGUUGCGAUAUUUUUUUUGAAAUAUGGUCUUUUGUGAAGAGACAUGGAGUAAAAAUAUUUGAAUUAUUCUAUUUUUUUGGAUGUAUUUUGUUCAUUGCAAGCUUGAUUCUUUACUUAUUGAGCGGAUUUCGAGGAGGGAGGUUAGUUAGAUUUUUUUUUCUACUUCAACAAAAAUUGAUUGACUUGAAAUUUUGAAACGAGCCAUCCAGAGAGUGUUUUUUUGAAUGACGUCAUUGCACUUGACAUUAAAAAAAUCCGAACAGACUAUAAGAAUACAAGUUUGAAGAAAAAAAUUUCUAUUUUUCUCUUCAAUUAUUAUUUUUUUUUCUAAUUUUUCAACCAGGUCUUUCAAAACUUUUUUGAUACCAAAAAAUCAAUUUUAAAUCGUGAAGUUUUUCUUCAAAGCGUGUUUUUUUUUUCACAAAAAUUGAAGAUUCAGCUAAUUUCUAUUUACUAACCGGAUCGUUUAAAAAUUUUUCAUUAUUUUAUGAAAUUUUGAGGAAGCCGGGUUGUUAUUAAUCAGAAAAAUUUUCCGUUUUUUUUCUCGCUUCGAAGCCCCCACUGAUUUCUCAGAAAGACACGAGCUGAUUUUAUAUUGUAAGAGAAUCGACCGUUUUCAUGGAAAAUGAGAAAAAUUUAAAUAUCUUACAAUACAAUACAAUACAAUAUUUAUUGGUUGUUUUAGUCAGAUGGUAUCGACUAGGCGGUGAAAAAAAUUGCUCUUUUUGAGCGGCACUAACACCGCCUUUGGCGAAAAAGAAGUCAAAACGUGUAGUCGAUUGAAUUGAAAGCAUGAUCUUACGGUCCUUCGCCUCGUUCUUCCACAAGUUGAUCCCUCAGUUUCGCUUGUACGGGCACGGCGGUGAUGGUGAGGCUCGGGCACGGACUCCGUGUACACUCUAGGGUAGCCUCGGCCGACUGAGAGAGCUACCACUUCGAGUGAAGAAAAUACACGGAAUCUUGAUUGAGAAAUUGGGAAGAAUCGACCGCUUUCGCCCCGAAUUCCGCCUUUUUUUUUUAGCAAAAAAGACCGUAUAACAAAUUUGACCAAACUUCGCUUCGAGACCUUUUUGUGCAUUUUUGUAGAGCAGACGGAUGAAAAAAGCUUGGGUUUUGGUAGAUUCUCUUUUUACUUUGAAAUGGGACCAUCUCGUACAAACCAAACUAUCACUUUAGAUUCUGCAAAAAGAAACCACCUCAGCAACGAUUUCAGCGGACUACUGAUGAUUUCACCGAUCCCUCGGAAAACCUGCAAAGUUCGAGCAAAAGAUGCGGAAUAUCACGACUGACUUUCGGACGCGGCUGGCAAAAAGAAGAAAAAAAAGCCGACGACUCUUUCCGCAGUUCCAUGGAGGCUGUUCUCGUCACUUGA
This is a messenger RNA of Caenorhabditis auriculariae, 8581 nucleotides long. The record is from the annotation of a GenBank genome assembly. NCBI's taxonomy places the organism in Eukaryota, Metazoa, Nematoda, Chromadorea, Rhabditida, Rhabditidae.